GAGAUUCUUUGAUGAAUAUUGACUACAUUGAUAUGGACAUGGAAAAUCAAUACUUUCUUCUUGUGCGUCGGUGGCUUGAAUUGCGUCAAAGAGCAAUAGUUUUGCUUAUUUGUGUUUUGGCACAUGUACUAGCCAAUGAAAUUUAUCAAAAAAAAUUCACAUACAUUCUCCCGGGUUGGGAAGGCACUGCAUCAGACUCAAGGAUUAUUAAAAAUGCAUUAAGGAGGGAAGAUAAGCUUAAAAUCCCCGAAGGUAAAUAUUAUCUCGUGGAUGCUGGGUUCAUGUUAACAAGAGGACUAAUAACACCUUAUCGAGGAGUCCACUAUCAUUUGAAAGAGUAUUCCAGGAGAAAUCCGCCAUUAAAUUAUAAACAGUUAUUUAACCUUCGACAUUCAAAGUUGCGUAACGCCAUUGAACGAGCUUUUGGUGUAUUGAAGAAAAGAUUUGUUAUCUUAUCCAAUGGAACAGAGCCUACAUAUGGGAUAAAAGUACAAAAAAUGAUAAUAUAUGCCUGCAUCAUUCUUCAUAACUUUCUUAUGAGUGUUGACCCUAAUGAUGAAAUAUUGAGAGAAGUUGAUAUGGAGCUUCUUAACCAAGAUGCUUCGAAUGAAACAAUUCAUGCUUCAAGUGGUCAAAGUAGCGAGGCAUCAGAAGGUGAAGCUAUUAGAGAGCACAUAGCAACUCAAAUGUGGAUCGAUUACCAGAACAAUGAGGCCGCUAUUGAGAAUGAGCUUGAUGCUUAAAGUUGAAUUGUAUUAAGAAAUGUUUUUACACAUC
Messenger RNA from Cuscuta campestris, 777 nucleotides. The record is from the annotation of a GenBank genome assembly. Lineage: Eukaryota; Viridiplantae; Streptophyta; Magnoliopsida; Solanales; Convolvulaceae.